AAAUUAACUUAUAAAAUCAAAUAUUCGUCCCAAAUAGACAGUGGGGAAACAGGGGCCGGCUCUUGAAAAUAGGAAACAUUUUACUUUCGAUAGCCGAAUAUUUAGUUCACAGUAUUACAUUCGAUGACCGCGGAUAGAAACCUCCCACUGUCAAAGUGUGUUUAUUUUUCCCUGCUCUCGCGCAUCUUUUUGCAUCAACAUUGGCAUCGCCUGUAGUUGUAGAAAAAAGGUGAAUCUUCUGCUCUACAAAUAUGCCGUGCGCUUAAGUACUAUCCAGCGAGGCUCAGGAGUAUAUCUGUUUAGUGUAAGCUAGUGUGUACCGCAAGGUAUUAGUCAUAGAUUCACAAUUGCUCGCCGUAAUCGCUCCAAAAUGUCUCCCUCGGAAACGUCGGCUUGUGAGGAUUUGAAAGCGUUUGAGAGAAGACUGACCGAAGUGAUAGCCUGCCUGCAGCCACCUACACUGCGAUGGAGGCUGCUGCUAGGCAUAACUGCGUUGGUCACUUUCGUCGGUGCAUUUUACUGGCUAACAGAUCCGCGGACUUCGAUUGUGCCGUUGAUGGAAUCGUUGCUGAAUCAUUCAAUUUUCACGAUAUCAACCAUCAUCCUAUUGAUCCUUUUCGUGUUUGGGAUUCACAAACUCGUUAUUGCCCCGCAAAUAAUAACAUCGCGCACAAGAAAUGUGCUGGCAGAGUUCAACAUGUCCUGCGACGAGACGGGCAAGCUGAUAGUUCGCCCCAGGCCCACGAAUAAUUCUCGAUACAUGGAUAUUAGUUAAAUUGGCAAUUGGCCUAGUGAGGCACCUUUUCAGCUUGCCACUCAGUGUAAAUAGAAGUCAAUUCAUACACGCUCAUUGCUUCCCAACCAACACAACAGACCAACGGUAUCGAGGGAUUUUUUCGGUUAGUUUAUUUAGUUUCCCGUAGCACGCAAUGUAAACCGUGUUAUGUACAUUUGCGCCUUUCUUUUGAAAAAUAAACAGAUUCAAUUGUGCAUA
This is a messenger RNA of Anopheles moucheti, 994 nucleotides long. It is a transcript of the gene Cnep1r2, whose product is annotated as nuclear envelope phosphatase-regulatory subunit 1 homolog. The record is from RefSeq and is a predicted model, not a curated record. The coding region runs from base 371 to 775 and encodes 134 amino acids. Gene Ontology annotation, cellular component: Nem1-Spo7 phosphatase complex; cytoplasm. The transcript has 4 exons. Lineage: Eukaryota; Metazoa; Arthropoda; Insecta; Diptera; Culicidae.